CUUAUCCUCAUUGUGGGAGACCAAUAGGAAGCAAGCCAGCUGCCAUGAGUAGUGAAUAAAACACUAAACUUCAGCUUAGCACAAACAAACUGUGUCUCUUUUCCUUUCACCAAUGGCUUCAACAACAUCACUUGGCACUUCUUCAAUUGCAUUUCUUCCUUCACGCUACCUUUCUUCUUCUUCUUCUUCUUCUUCCAACCCUUCCAUUCACACCCUCUCUCUAACCUCAGGACAAAGCUGUAGUAGGAAGUUAUAUGGUGGAAUUGGAAUUAAUGGUACAAAGGGAAGGUCUAGGUUCCCUGUUGUCAAUGUUGCCACUGAAGUUAACUCUGUAGAACAACAGCUGAAUACUAUUUCUAAAGAAAGCGCGAGGCCGGUGUACCCUUUUGCUGCUAUAGUUGGACAGGAUGAGAUGAAGCUUUGUCUUCUCCUUAACGUCAUUGAUCCUAAGAUUGGAGGUGUAAUGAUAAUGGGGGAUAGAGGAACAGGGAAAUCCACAACGGUUAGGUCAUUGGUCGAUUUACUUCCUGAAAUCAAGGUUGUUUUUGGUGAUCCAUAUAACUCAGACCCAGAAGAUCCAGAAGUGAUGGGAAUUGAAGUGCGAGACCGAGUAAUAAAAGGGGAACAACUUUCCAUUGUGUUGACCAAAAUUAACAUGGUUGAUUUGCCAUUAGGAGCUACAGAAGAUAGGGUUUGUGGUACAAUUGACAUUGAAAAAGCUCUCACUGAGGGUGUUAAGGCAUUUGAGCCUGGACUACUAGCUAAGGCUAAUAGAGGAAUCUUAUAUGUUGAUGAAGUUAAUCUUUUGGAUGAUCACUUGGUUGAUGUGUUGUUGGAUUCUGCCGCAUCAGGUUGGAACACAGUGGAGAGAGAAGGUAUUUCUAUCUCACAUCCUGCUCGGUUUAUCCUAAUUGGUUCGGGAAAUCCUGAAGAAGGGGAGCUAAGGCCACAAUUGUUGGAUAGGUUUGGAAUGCAUGCUCAAGUAGGGACUGUUAGGGAUGCUGAGCUGAGAGUGAAGAUUGUAGAAGAGAGAGCUAGGUUUGACAAGAAUCCAAAGGAAUUUAGAGAGACUUACAAAGCCGAGCAGGCGAAGCUAACGGAACAAAUUACUGCGGCAAGGAGUUUACUUUCUUCUGUUCAAAUUGAUCAAGAUCUCAAGGUCAAAAUCUCAAGGGUGUGUGCAGAGUUGAAUGUGGAUGGAUUGAGAGGAGAUAUAGUAUCAAAUAGAGCUGCUAAAGCUUUGGCUGCUUUGAAGGGAAGAGACAAAGUAAGUACAGAGGAUAUUGCUACCGUCAUUCCCAACUGCUUGAGACAUCGUCUUAGAAAGGAUCCUUUGGAGUCAAUAGACUCAGGUUUACUUGUCACCGAGAAAUUUUAUGAAGUAUUCAGCUGAAGAUGAUGAUAGUAAUAUCAGUUGGUCUGCUGUGGUAUUUGUUGAGCAUCUACUUGAUUGUUUAGAAUUUAACCUUUUCUAUGGAGGAUUUAAUUGUCUUUAAACGUGAGUAAAAUUCAUAAAUUUCUUGUAUACAUGAUAUUCCAAGCCUUUACUUGAAACAGUAUUUCUCUUAUAUUCAUUUAUAGCCUGUUCAAAGGUACUUCCUGUA
Trifolium pratense (red clover) is the source of this 1604-nucleotide messenger RNA. Its product is annotated as magnesium-chelatase subunit ChlI, chloroplastic. Gene Ontology annotation, cellular component: chloroplast stroma. The transcript is spliced from 3 exons. Gene Ontology annotation, molecular function: magnesium chelatase activity; ATP binding; ATP hydrolysis activity. Gene Ontology annotation, biological process: chlorophyll biosynthetic process. NCBI's taxonomy places the organism in Eukaryota, Viridiplantae, Streptophyta, Magnoliopsida, Fabales, Fabaceae. The coding region runs from base 113 to 1393 and encodes 426 amino acids. The record is from RefSeq and is a predicted model, not a curated record.